GUUUCGUAUUAUGCAAUUUGUUUUGAAAUGUGAAUUCAUGUUGUUUUCCCAUAUGCCUUGAAUUUAUGCAGCAUUUAUGCCAAGAAUUAAGUCUAGCAGAUCAGUUCAACUUCAGAGUCUCUGCGAUUUUGAUGAAGAGGAGCAGCCAGAGAAGGCAGUAGAGCCAUUAGAAUCAACUACAUCCAAUACUGUAGAGGAUUCAUCUUCAGAGCCACAAAAUCAAACAAAGCCAAAAGUAGAUCUCAUUCCUGCUAUACCUAAGGAAGAAGCUGGUACAAUUCUUCUUAAUAUGAACUCAGAUGAUAAGAAUACAGUAGAUGCUGAAGGUGCAUGCACUCAGAAAAUUGGAAGCAUUUUAGCAGGCAAAGAUUCCUCUUCUUCCCCUCAAAAACCUCUCCAAGAAAAAAUAAUUUGCACUCCAGCCGCACAAGCCAAGAAGACUGAUUCCAAGAAGGCUCAGACUGCCAAAAAAAUAGCUAGUUUGCUUAGAAAUCCUUCAGCACUUAAGCCAAAGGACAGGUUACAAUCACAAAUCAAAAGCAAUAAACCAGCUACCAGUGUUAAAAGAGAGACAAAUGUGAAGAAUGGUACUGGGGCUCCUAAUUUUGCUCAAGAAGACCAAGCAGUAAAGAAACAAAAACUGGAAGGAGGGAAAUCUCGACAGAUACUUAACAUCAACAAACCUUCAAAUCUACCCCACAAAACAAGAUCUGGCCUUAUCAGCAGCAACCUUACUGGCUUCUGCUCUUCAACUGUUAAAGCUCGUAAAGUAGACCGAAAGAUAUACAGUCGAGAACCUGCUACUGCCCCAUUUGUUUCCAUGGCCGAGAUGAUGAAGAAGUUCCAAUCAAGCACCAGGGAAACAUCUCUGCCUUGCAUAAGCAGUUCUUUUUCACAGAACAAUGCUACUGGAGCAAUGCAGAGGAAGCCUAAACUAACACUGACAAGGCCUAAGGAGCCUGAAUUUGAAACAUCUCAGAGGCUACGUCCAGUGAAAAUUAAGAGUUCAGCUGAGUUAGAGGAAGAAAUGAUGGCAAAAAUUACCAAGUUCAAGGCUCGUCCGGUAAAUAGAAAGAUUUUGCAAGCUCCAACUUUACCAGCAUUGCAAAGAAGUACACCCCAGCCUCCGGAAUUUAAGGAAUUCCAAUUGGAAACAAUGUUACGGGCCAAUCAGAAUGCAGAAACUUCUACUGUGGCCUCUACAGAAUCUGCACUGAAUCAUCAAUGGAAACCUCAUCUUACAGCACCAAAAUCGCCCCUACUUCAAACAUCUCUGAGAGCACGUCCUCCCAAGAUCAAAAGUUCUGAUGAACUAGAGAAAGAAGAAAUUGAAAAAAUUCCGCUGUUCAAGGCAAGACCUUUGAAUAGAAAGAUAUUUGAAAGUAAAGGGGAGAUGGGAAUGUUCUGCAAUUUGAAGAAGCAGGUUACUGUACCACAGGAAUUUCACUUUGCCAUAGAUAAAAGGAUUCCGCAACCAGCUGCAGUUGUUGAUCUAUUAGACAAGCUUUCAAUAAAAUCAGAACCUCAUUACGACAAGCCUCUAUCCAGAAAUACUACACCUAAUCCAUUCCAUCUCCACACCGAGGACAGAGGAGCAGAGAAAGAGAAAAGGAUAGUCAUGGAACUCACGCAGAAACAGCUGGAAGAGGAGAGGGCUAGGAUUCCAAGAGCGUGUCCAUAUCCUUAUACAACUGAUUAUCCCGUGAUUCCACCAAAACCCGAGCCAAAGCCAUGCACAAAACCAGACCCUUUUCAAUUGGAUAGUCUAAUGAGGCAUGAAGAGGAGAUUCAGAGAGAAAUAAAAGAAAGAAAGAGGAUGGAGAUGGAAGAAGCUCAGAGGAGAGUAUUUAAGGCUCAGCCUAUCUUGGAAGAGGAUCCUAUUCCAGUUCCUGAGAAAGCACGGAAGCCCCUGACAGAAGUGCAGGAAUUCAAUCUACACGUCAACCACCGAGCUGUAGAUAGAGCAGAAUUUGAAAAGAAGAUUAAGGAGAAAGAAACCACGUGUAAGAGAUACAGAGAGGAGGCAGAAUCUGCAAGAAUGAUGGAAGAAGAGAAGGCAUUGAAACAAUUACGACGAACUUUGGUUCCCCAUGCAAGACCAGUGCCUAAGUUUGAUAAUCCCUUCUUACCACAUAAGUCCGGUAAAGAAGUUACAAAAGCGAAGUCCCCUAAAUUGCAUAUCAAUGGAAGGAAAGAGAACCGAACAAUUGUCCGUGCAGCAGCAAAAGCUCCGAGUGCUGCCUCUCGUAUGAGGUGACCGUUCGUGUUCGUUGUGGCGAGUGGGAAAUGUUCAAGAACUCUUGAACUCAUAGUCGGCCGUUGCUUGAAUUUUUCUCGCUUGAGCCUCAAUACCAAUUCCAUCUUUUGUAAAAGCAAUAUUGUAGAAGCAAUUAGAUACUGUUAACAAGUAAUUUUAGAAUUUAUUCUAGUAAUUGAAGGAAAACUCUUCACCUUUUCCUGUCAA
Olea europaea var. sylvestris is the source of this 2464-nucleotide messenger RNA. RefSeq names its product protein TPX2-like. Gene Ontology annotation, biological process: mitotic spindle assembly; regulation of mitotic spindle organization; activation of protein kinase activity. The record is from RefSeq and is a predicted model, not a curated record. The transcript is spliced from 21 exons. Bases 77 to 2257 code for a protein of 726 amino acids. Gene Ontology annotation, cellular component: nuclear microtubule; mitotic spindle. Gene Ontology annotation, molecular function: microtubule binding; protein kinase activator activity. NCBI's taxonomy places the organism in Eukaryota, Viridiplantae, Streptophyta, Magnoliopsida, Lamiales, Oleaceae.